UUUAUAUUUGCUUUACUGGCUUUGGUAGACGAUGGUGGACUAGAGUCAUGUUCUCGGAUAGGGGUGAGGGUUAGAGGGGGUAGGUGGGUUAAGAGAGUCUCUAGUCUACGAGUAGGGUCUUGGAAUAUUGGGACUCUAACGGGGAAGUCCAUCGAACUAGUUAAGAUUCUUAAGAAGAGGAGGAUUAAUAUAGCUUGUGUCCAGGAGACUAAAUGGGUAGGAUCCAGGGCUCAAGAUGUGGAUGAGUAUAAGUUAUGGUUCUUAGGUAGGUCGAGGGAUAAGAAUGGGGUAGGUAUUUUAGUAGAUAAUGACUUACGAGAACAGGUGGUAGGGGUUAAGAGAGUCAGCGAUAGGUUGAUGACGAUUAAGCUGGUCGUUGGAGGGUUUAUUUUGCACAUUAUUAGUGCUUACGCGCCGCAAGCGGGCUUGGGCGGAGAGGAGAAAAGACUUUUUUGGGAAGAUUUGGACGAGAUGAUGGGAAGUAUACCGUCCACUGAGAAGCUAUUCAUCGGAGGAGAUUUCAAUGGGCACAUUGGGUCAAUUUCAGGGGGAUAUGACGAUGUGCAUGGAGGAUAUGGUUUCGGGGACAGGAACGGAGGAGGAGUUGCACUGUUGGAUUUUGCAAAAGCCUUUGAGCUGAUGGUGGCCAAUUCGAGUUUCCCGAAGAGGGAGGAGCACUUGGUAACCUUUCGUAGUUCGGUGGCUAAGACGCAGAUAGACUUUUUACUUCUUAGGAAGGAUGAUAAAGGUCUUUGUAAAGGCGCAAGGUGA
Molecule: messenger RNA, 771 nt
Organism: Lycium ferocissimum
Lineage: Eukaryota; Viridiplantae; Streptophyta; Magnoliopsida; Solanales; Solanaceae
Exons: 1
Biological process (GO): chromatin remodeling
Cellular component (GO): nucleus
Source: RefSeq, a predicted model, not a curated record